Closterium sp. Naga37s-1 is the source of this 763-nucleotide messenger RNA. NCBI's taxonomy places the organism in Eukaryota, Viridiplantae, Streptophyta, Zygnematophyceae, Desmidiales, Closteriaceae. The record is from the annotation of a GenBank genome assembly.
AUGGCUGUUAGGUCGGCGGCGAAAAAAGCUGGUGCUGCUAUUCUGGCGGCACGAAGGCAGCAGAGUAAGUUUGUAGGGGGGAGGGGGGGAGGGAGCGAUGCGAGGGGGAGGGAGCGAUGCGAGGGGGAGGGAGCGAUGCGAGGGGGAGGGAGCGAUGCGAGGGGGAGGGGGGGUGGUGGUGGCUGCAUAGCCACGGUAUCGCAGGGGUCCUCUGUGUAUCGACUGGCAGCCAAGGGCCUCCUAUUACCUCUCCACCCCUCCUCACACCUCUCCACCCCUGCAGCCACGGUGUUCCAGGGGUCCUCAGUAUAUCGACUGGCAGCCAAGGGCCGCUCGCUUGUGCGCCUCAGCACAGGCGGUUCAACUAAGGACAAGUCGCCACGGGGCAAGGCACAUGCACACGCACACCUGCCUGUGCCGCUCACUGCAGCGCUAGCAGCCACCAGCUACCGGCGUGUGGGCAGGCAGGGCAACCAGCUGGUGCGCGACUCAAAGGCGGCCAUGCGCACCGCUGCCGGGGCUCGAGUGCGCUACAGCCUUCAAAACGCGCGCUACAGGCGGCAGAAGCAGCAGCAGCAGCUGUGCCAGUACUUCACUCGGCUGGGGCAAUGCAACAAGAAGGACUGCCGUUUUCUGCACGAUGCGAGCAAAGUGGCGUUAUGUGUGCGGUUUAUAAGGGGGAUGGAGUGCGACGAGUCUCGAUGCAAGCUGACUCACAAGAUCAUCCCAGAGCGAAUGCCUGAUUGCACUUUCUUCUCCAAGG